This is a messenger RNA of Peronospora belbahrii, 2913 nucleotides long. The record is from the annotation of a GenBank genome assembly. NCBI's taxonomy places the organism in Eukaryota, Oomycota, Peronosporomycetes, Peronosporales, Peronosporaceae.
AUGAGCAGCGCACAGAGCCAGAACGACAUUGUGAGUCCGGCGGAGGAGCAGCCAAUGAACGUAAUUAAGCAGAAUGCAUCGACUACAGCGAUUACUUGUGCACCCGUAAACAAGGCUCAGAAAAUGCAGGACCAUCAUUCUCGUGAUGUAUAUAUAGCUGUGAAUGCAAUGGAUGGUACGAGUCCUAGCAAAAAGCGUCGACGGACACGGAGCGGCACGACGGAAAGCGAUUUGCGAACGUAUGGAACUGCUGUUGCCUUUCAACAUCAAGCACAGAGAAGUAUAGAAGAGAUGAAGGACAGUGAAGAAGAUUGGAAAGAAAAUGGACACGUGGACGACGAGAUUGAUGCUUCAAAGGAAAAUAUAGAAGAUUGUGGAGAAGUAUCAGUGAACGAGGAGCCAGGAAAACAUCAUGUGUUAGUGAAGGAGGAGCCAGGAAAACGUCAUGUGUUAGUGAAGGAGGAGCCAGGAAAACGUCAUGUGUCAGUGAAUGAGGAGCCAGAAAAACAUGAUGAGUUGGCGUCUCAGUCGUUGAGUCAGGAGACAGAUAGCGAUGAGAGACGUGUUGGUGUGUCAUUAGGGAAGCAAGAAAUGAGUACUCUUGGUGACGUAUCGACGAUCAUGGAAGCUAUGCCUUCUACAUCAUCUUUGCCGUCCCAAGUUGUUCAUCGCUCCAGUGUUGAUAUGGUGUUUCCGGAGGACGAAGUGCCGAUUGAGCUGUGUCUUUUUUCGAGCGAUGGAAGUGUUGAGCCAACGCAUGCGGAGUCACCACCUCGUCCAUCUAAUAAUAUGAAGAAGGCUUCGCCACAGGCUGCAUCGACUACACCAAAAUCACCUCCACUGAUGUCAAUAGGAAUACCGUUGACAUCAACAGGUUCCACUUCCACAGCUUCUACGUUCAUGACAGCAGUGGAUACAGCGACACAAAUUGUUGUCAAUCGUACGAUGAGACGGAGAAGGCGCAGGAAGAAGUUUAGUUUCUCGUCCACACGCAGUAAAGCAACUGCUAAAGCAAAUCAGGAGCAGGGCACUAUGCCAGCGUCACCUGCGUUAGUGGACAUGUUGUUGAGUACCUCAGUAAACGGACACUCAGCUAAAAAUGGGGCAGAGGUUAAAAUUAGCAGUAAUGCACCUCCGUCACCCAUAUAUCCUGCUGCUGACGCAUCGCACCUAUACCCGACUACAUCAGAAGGCAUGCAAUUGCGAUGGGAGGACGUUGACCCGUUCUUUGGCCCUAUUGCACAGAGCGACCUGGAUAACCUGAUGCGAUGGCGUAGAGAAAACGCUAACUUUAUAGCUGCGAAUCCAAAAGCAUGGCGAGGUGCGUCAGGAAUGGAGAGCAAGCGUGCAUUGUUAGCGACCAUGGAUGCGGAUGCUUCAGAUGCCUUGACGGAGCAUGUGGAGUUUCCUAUGCGCCGGGGACGUAGUUAUGUUGACGUCUGGGAGGAAAUCGACUUUCUUGAUCGACUGAAGCAUGAUAGCUUUGUGAGCAAAACUCAGAUGAAAAAUCGAAUGAUGAAGAGGAAAACGAAGCGCAAAGGUGUUAUUGCUGCAGAAACAUCGUUGCUAGCAUCUUAUCGGGACCUCGUGUAUGGGUACGAUGAUGAUCGAUUUCAGGAGUUUCGAGACCAUUUGGUGUCUCGUGUGAAGGCUUGUCAGUCUGACCUGCUCCCAGCUACACCGCCAACGCCUUCUACAAGACGUCAACAAAAUGCCAGUACGAAUGUGGACGAUAAUGUCGCACAGACGCUAGCGGAGGAAGUCGAAUUUGACGAGGAAGUUUUGCCUAGUCUACCCAUCUGUCAGCUGCAUCCAGCGUCUCUGGGUCUUUGGAAGUUAUGCAAGAAACAAGAACCCGACUAUUCAGUUGUGCAUCCUGCGUCUGUAAAUCGUUCGCAAGUUCCAGCUCGCUGGAAAGAGGAAAUGGAACAUCACCACCAACGACAGUACGAGUUUCAACUUCAGCAAACGGACGAAUUUGCCGACCCAAGUGAUGGGGAUGACGAAGGUACUGGUGACAGCAUCCGCGACCGUUUUCGUGCCACAAUCUUGAACCAUCAAGUCACUGGCACACUACCAUCGUUUGGCAACAGUAUGGAAGAGGAUGAAAUAUCGCAGACACUUGCUGCUUCAAUAAGAAGUCUGAUACCGCUAUCCAUUUACAAUUGGCGGACUGCUCAGCUUGUAUAUGAAAGAGCAGCAUGUAGUAUUCAGUGUGCACCAAUCCUGGAGGGUGAAGCUGCCGCUGCAAAAGAUCUAGAGGAUAUGUUUUUGCAGUUGUGUUCUUCAAGCGACACUAGCGCGGAUGUUGCCCUACUUCAUGCUAGCGGUUCAAACCGUAAACCUCGGGUGUCACAGAUAAUUAGGAGUACUCCACAUGACAUGAUUGCACAUAGUGUACGCUACGAUGUUGCGGACAACUGUUCUCUUGCCGUUGUAGCGUCGGUGGAAUUUGCCCUUAGAUUGAGUGUUGGAGACGUCGUGGACGUGCUCGAUAGAAACGGGUGUUGGAAUUAUGGCGAGGUUAUGGAAACUUACUCGGAUGACACACUGGGGGUUGUUAAGUUUUUGUUAAUGCAGUUUUCCUUGUGGCCUGAAGACACCGUGGAAUGGAUCUCGGCUAGCGAAGGCCGCAUACUGCCUCAAGGUGUCGCUGACGGUUCGCGAUCCUGUUCGGUUGGCCCCACUCGUGCCCAUAGAGUCCGUAUUCAAUAUGACCAAAGCCUUGCAAGAGAACUUGAGCUUUCAUUGCCGCAGCGACAAGAAAAGCAGGCAAUCGCUGCGUCCCAAGUGCUAACCCAAUGGCAACAUGAUAUUGUGGUACGAUCUACAAGUGAUUUACAAAAAAUGCCGCAGAAACGUAAACGAAAACGCCCGGCGAAAUCUGCGCUUGUCGCUACAACUCCAUCGUAA